Actinia tenebrosa (Australian red waratah sea anemone) is the source of this 6220-nucleotide messenger RNA. RefSeq names its product tRNA (32-2'-O)-methyltransferase regulator THADA. NCBI's taxonomy places the organism in Eukaryota, Metazoa, Cnidaria, Anthozoa, Actiniaria, Actiniidae. The record is from RefSeq and is a predicted model, not a curated record. Gene Ontology annotation, biological process: tRNA methylation. Gene Ontology annotation, cellular component: cytosol.
AAAGUAGUGUGUUUUGAUUCUAAAAAUUUUUUUCUAUCAUAAAAUAUGAAGAAACCAAAGCAAAUCUACCACCAGAGGAUUAAUAUUGAUGAUUGCUAUGUCAUAAAGUUGAAAGAUUUGCAACAUAAAUCUUCUAUUUCCUUUAUUGAUCUGCUCUUGAAAUGUUUGAAUGAGAUCGACAGCAUAAAACAGACAGCACUAUUAAAGAAGAUAGGGAGUGCAUUUAAUGAAGUGACACUCGAAGAGGAUAUUACACCUGAUGCUAAUGUCUGCCUUGAGGUCCUCACUGAAAUAUUUGUUGUCCUUGACUUCAAAAACCCAACAAGAAGAGCACUGGCAAGCUUAUUUGACAGCCUUCCAGAGUCAUUCUAUAACACUGCAUCAAGAAGCUUAUCUUCAUCAGUGAUCAAAAAGCUACAAGACUAUGAAAAUAAAGUAACUGCAGAUGUAGAUUUGAGGCCAGCUAUUGAUAUGGUGUCUUCCCUCAUGGAAAACUUUAAUCUUGGAAAUGAUAUUAUCAAACUGAAUGGUGAACCAGUAUUGAAUUUCUUGGCCACUUGCCUUCAGCAUCUAGUAUCUCGGGCAAGUGUUGCUGAAAACCCAGUUGACCAGACCACAAGAAUGAUGGACUGUUUAGCAACAAUCAAAACGGUCAUUGCUGUCCUGCAAAAGAACAGCAACAAGAUAAUAAAAGAAGCCCAGUCUAAUGGAAGCAACUUGCAUCUUUGGGUCGAUCAUGUGAAAGGAAUCAUGGAACAACUUAUGCAAGUCUUAAACCAAGAAUUCUUGCCAGACUGCCAAACAGCAAGCGGAAUGACCCUUUGUCUAAUUGUUUAUUUGUUUAGUAGACGAGGAUCAGUUGCUGAAGCGGUGUUAGAGACUGUUUUUCCCCACCACGCUGAACAGAACAAACAGCAAACAACUACUCCAGAUUGGAUAACCAAAGUAUUUCAAGCUAAAACAUGGGAAGUUCCCAUCAGUUAUAAUCAGCUUUGUUUAUGCCAUGGCGUGUUGACUAUGAUCCCUCUGGAAGAUCUUCUCAGUCCAAUAUCUCAUAAGGAUUCCAAGGACAUUAAUUUACAGGAAAAGCAAACGUUGAUGUUUGAUAUGGUCUUCCCUGAUCUGUGCCAGUUGUUAGAAAGUUUGAAAGACUCAUUUUCAUGUCUAUCAGCCUUCAAGGUUAUAACAUUGUGGGCAGAGCAAGCAAGAAGAGCAGCAGAGCUUCAUCUCGUGCCAUAUCUUCUGAAAUCUCUGUUAACAGGGUCAGCAGUAAUUCCUCAGAAGUUACUGUCAUUUGUGUGGGAUUACUGGGACCAUCCUGUUGAAGUUGUCAGACAUCAGACCAAGGCAAUAUUUGAACAUGUCAUCAGGACACACAUGGUUCUAUCAGACAAAGAGCCUUCAGCUGAUGAUUUCUUGAAGAACCUAACUGGGAAACUCAUUGAAGUGGGCUGGCACAGCAGAGGCAUUUACGGACCACUGUGCUGUUUGACUUCAGCUGUUGGUGCAAAGACCAUGCUGGGAUGGUAUCCAUGUAUUCCUGUCCAAGUGAUAAACGUGCUAAAAGACAGGAUAAUUGCUCCUCAUGUCAUAGAUUUCUUGGAUGUUAUUACUAAGGCUCAUAAACAAGAAAUCAUAUCUCAAGGAGAUGAUAUGGACGGGUGGUUAAAGACUUGGGUUGUACCGCUUGUUAACAUACUGCGCACUGAGGGGAGUCAAGAGGAGGGAGUACUGAUGGAGCACAGCCUCUCGAAGCUGUUUAAGUGUUAUCCAGAAAGUCUGCAGUUUAUAGUUGGUAGUCUAAGUUGCAAGCAAGACAAACAUGUUGAAAUCUUGAUGACCUGCCUGAAGACAGCCCGAAGACUGGGAAUAAUCAAAGUCAACAACAAUACAAAUAAAACAGACAUACAGGCCGAGGACGUCUGGGGAGGAGUAGUUCCAGUAGAUUGGCUAAAGAAGGCUUUAUGUCAUGUUGAGAACCAGACACGUUUAGAUGCCUUGGGUCUGUUGUGUGACUCGCCACGUACCACUGAACCCAUCAGCCUGAUAGAUCUUGCGUUACUCAAAGUAUUUCUGCCGCUAAAUAUGAACAACCAAUCACCGUCGUUUAGACAGCAGUGCGUCACACAUCUGAAGAAGUUAUUGACUAGGAUGAAGGAGUGUAUUCGUAUAGAAGUGAAAAAAUUAGAGAAAACAAGAGAAUCGCUAGAGGAAAGCCAACGCUUGGAAUCUUAUAAGGAAUUUCUUCACUGGUUCUCUGAUAUCCUCUUCACUUCACUGUUCCCAGGAGCAUCAUUCACUCGUCGCGUCACAUCACUCCAUUACCUUAAGCUCUUGAGUACAAUAUUCAACAAUGAUAAGACAGUUAAGGGAAAGAUAUCAGCUGAGCUGUUUGUGUUUGAUGAUGUGAUGACUGAUGAUAACAUCGCAGUGUUAUUAGAAUGUUUUAACGAUACCUACGAAGUUAACAAGACCUUGGCUUAUGAAUUACUUACAAAUGGUUCCCCGAAGUCAUUGCCUUUCCAGACUCCAGAGGUCCUUCAGCUAUUACAACAGAAAAUAAGUCACCUAGUGUCCAGUCCCAGAGCUGUAGAUGCAUCCACUGCCAGUAUUACUUUGAAGCUUUUGAUUGACAGAUGCUUGCUGCCGCUCUACCCAGAAUCCCCCACAUGUCUAAGAAAUUCUGGAAACAUAGAUUCUCAAGCCUAUCGAGUCAUCUGUUACCUUCUCUCAAGUUUAAGGAAACAAAGCUUGGUUGCCGAGACAAGUCUUCAUCAGGCCUCUUACCAAGCCCCAAUGCACGGCCUGGUUUACUGUUUACGUGAGGUACUGGGGCAUAUCAAGUUAAGUCGUUUCUCCUGUGAUACGUCCUGGCAGCAGCUUGUAUCCAGUCUCCUGGACGAGUGUUUCCAUGUCUCAGAUCUUGUAUCACCAGUAGUGACUUGCAGUUCUCCAGAAGGUCACUUGAUCGAUGAAGAAUACGAUGAUGACACAGAUUUGACAUCUGUCCCAGAAGAUGACCCAACAAGUUCUGAGGUGUUUAACAAUUCAUCUCAAGUGUUGUUGGUCUGUUGUUGGAGAACGAUGAAAGAAGUUGCUUUGAUUCUGGGUGACAUAGUACAGAAUGCUCCGAUCAAGGCAGAAGAAUCUGGGUUAUUGACCCCAAAACAGGUUCAUCAGAUUGGUGACUUCUUUACCACAGUUCUCCUCACCUCAAAACAUCGUGGAGCAUUUGAACUAGCUUACACUGGUUUUGUUAAGCUGUGUAGCACCUUGUGGAUCUGUGAAGAUGCCUCUCUUCGUCAGUUGCCACAUCAAUGGCUGUCCUCACUAAUGUCAGACAUCACAGCUAGUGUACCAUCUGAGAUCUUCUGUGGUACCAGACGUAGUGCCGGGGUUCCAUUCUUUGUCCAGGCAAUUGUAACAACAGAACCUAUGACUGCAGGCAAAGCAAGUUUCAAACGUUUAAUGACAGAUCUUAUUGUGAUAGCCGAGCAACCAAUUGAUAAGAAUGUACCAAAAGAUUCAACUAUACCACAAGUCCAUGCCAGAAACAUCCUUCGAGCUCUGUAUCGUGACACGCGCCUUGGUGAAGAUGUCUUUCCUUUUGUUGCCAGUGGACUCAUGAUAGCGGUCAGAGGUUUUCUAUCUGACAGUUGGGCGAUACGGAAUUCUUCAACUCUACUGUUUAGCGCUUUGAUGACAAGAAUUUUUGGUGUGAAGAAGUCAAAAGAUGAGCAUUCCAGGAGAAACUGCAUGACUGGUCGAGAAUUUUUCACAAGGUUUCCUGAAUUGCAUUCCUUUCUCUUGGAAGAAAUGAAGAAAGCAACAGAAGCCAUUGAAAAAUCUUUGGCUCUCGACCUUCAUCCAAGUCUUUAUCCAGUCCUUGUCCUGCUGUCAAGGUUGUACCCGUCUUCCAUGGAUGGGGUUGACUCCACCCUUAACAUGUCUGCCUUUAUUCCUUAUGUCAUAAGGUGUGGUGGUAGUUCAGUGCUCAAGACACGUGCCAUGGCUGCCCGUGCUAUCGUACCGUUAGUUGCUGGAGAGUGUUUAGUACAAGUGUUGCAAGACCUCAUGAACUCACUCCCUGUCAGAUUAGUCAGUGUUGAACAAAACAAGAUGCAUGGUACUUUACUACAGAUCCAACAUCUUGUGCACGAGCAUCUUGUCGAGGCAACUCCGUCAGAAAACAUCAAGAGUCUGGUAACAAGUAAGGUGCUACAGCUUUUUGAUAAGUUAAGCUGGAUCGCGGACAGUUCAAAUCCUUGUGCCAUGACUUGUGCAGUUUUCCUGGACAUUACCUUCAAACUGUUCAUUUGUCUGGACUGGCAGACAACAGGUCUAAAAUGUAAACACUUGAGUACACAUACCACGGACAAUGUAUUGCACAUGCGCAGAUACAUUACCCAUACUGCUCUACGUAAAUUUACAAUAGUAAGAUCCAGACCUCGCAUGGCCGUAUCUGUCGGCGAAGUUCUCGUCAAGGAAAUUUGUGCACGAAUCUGCUUGAAAGCUGUCAGCGCGUGUGGUAUGAAUAGUGGGGCAGAUUCGGGAUCCGAUCAAGAACACGUACGAGAAACUAUGAACUGUACACAAGAAAAUAUGGUUAAAAGAAUGUCAUUUCAAACACCAAAUCACCAUCAAGUGAUAAAAUGCCUCCUAAAUUCACAAGAUUACGAAGUACGCCUUGUCACGCUAGAACACUUGAAUGCCUACCUGUCACGCAAUCACUCACUGUCACGUAGUGUAGAUAUAGCCAGUUACCAUGGUAACCAUGAUAAUGGGGAGAUCCUAGAUGGUCUGACGGAGGCUUUGGAGAGAGUUGUUUUAGCAGAGAGUCAUUUGGAAGACAUAGCAGUUGAUGUACUGGAGAUGGCGAUGGAGAGAGAACAGCAUCUGGACUGCUUGGGACAGGUCUAUGAGGUGUUGUCCUUUGUGGUGGGUUACCUGUGUUUUCCAAUCACCUUUUCAACAAGCAGAACAGUCUCUCUGGUCGAGUGUUGGCAGCACGUCUUGCAGCAAGCACAAAGAUCUGGUCAGAGGGAUAGUGUGAGGUGUGCUCUUCUUCAUUUCCUCUCGUCCAUGGCUGGAAAAGUGUAUCAAAAGCUCAUCAAUGCUAAUGACGACGAUAUUAAAACUAAGACCCUAGAUGCUGUCCUGUCACUAAACGAGUUGUUCAAGUCCACAAGUGAGGAGCACCAGAGUAUUGAUGUUAGAUAUAAAACAGCUGAUAUACUAUCGAACGGUUCUCUGAGCUCUCUAAUGUGGGAUCCUUCAAGGCAACUAGGGUACUUUCCUCUAGACCUGUGGAGUGUUGUUAUUCGUCUUCUUCAUGAUGAUGAUAGUUCUGUCAGAGAUUGCAUGACUAGUGUGUUGUCAGUACAGCCUUCAACUCUUGAUGUCCACAACAAACCAGAAUCUUCAAGUUUGCCUACACUUGCCAUUGAGGUAGUUCUGGACCGUGUGUGGAGUGAGUUCUACAUCAGAGAGUCAGAUGCAACAUUACACUGGAUAUUGGAAUGGAUCACGGCAAAGCGAGCUUCUAGAACUGCGGAUACACCCAUUGGAGCAUGUCCAGAAGCACCCUCUGAGCAUGCUUCAAAAAUCGAUCUUCUUUUCGAGAAAAAUUCUUUGAAUUCUUACCAGGAGAAGGAAAUCAUCGCUGAGGCUGCACUCAAAACCUUAAAGAAUCACCAGAGAGAGAUAUCUGAACCCGGAAGUGACAUAGUAGAUGACGUCAAUAAGGAAGCCAUUGAAGUGCUCGAGAAAAUAACUCAUGAAAGUAGUUCAAAUUUUUCUGGUUCAUUUUCAAGGAUUUAUCUAAGUGUGUUGGGACUAACUGCAGCUGAAGUUAUAGCAACAGCUUCGUCUAUAAUCCAAUUAUCAGAAAAUAAAAUUGGAGUUGCAGAAUCUGAAGUUAUUCACAAUCCAAAUUCCUGCAGUCCUUGUCCAACCAGGUCGAAUAUCCCGUCUCGACAGAUUACAGAAACAGUCGAGAAAUUGAAAACUAUUAUGGAAACACUUUGUUCAAGGAUACAUAUGAAAAAGGAGCUAGAAAAUGCAAUGGACCAACCUAAAUUACGAAAAGCUUUACGGGAACUUUCAUUUCUUUCUAAUAUUGAUAUACACUUAUUUCAAUAAAAUUAGUCACCAGAAAAGCUACAAAGCUGAGGCCGACAAGGAUUAUGGGUAGAUACAUUUUACAUGUUUUAACCGCUUG